Megachile rotundata (alfalfa leafcutting bee) is the source of this 990-nucleotide messenger RNA. Its product is annotated as sialidase. The record is from RefSeq and is a predicted model, not a curated record. Lineage: Eukaryota; Metazoa; Arthropoda; Insecta; Hymenoptera; Megachilidae.
AUGAGUCAUGUGAAUCAAGUGAGACAAGUGAGUCAAUUGAAUCAAUUAAGUUACAUGAGUCAAGUGAAUCAAGUGAGUCAAUUGAAUCAAUUUAGUUACACGAGUUAUGUGAAUCAAGUGAAUCAAUUGAAUCAAUUUAGUUACACGAGUCAUGUGAAUCAAUUACACGAGUCAAGUGAAUCAAGUGAAUCAAAUCAAUCAGAUCAAUCAGAUCAAUCAGAUCAAUCAGAUCAAUCAGAUCAAUCAGAUCCAUCAAAUCCAUCAGAUCAAUCAGAUCAAUCAGAUCCAUCAAAUCCAUCAGAUCAAUCAGAUCAAUCAGAUCCAUCAAAUCCAUCAGAUCAAUCAGAUCAAUCAGAUCCAUCAAAUCCAUCAGAUCAAUCAGAUCAAUCAGAUCCAUCAAAUCCAUCAGAUCAAUCAGAUCAAUCAGAUCCAUCAAAUCCAUCAGAUCAAUCAGAUCAAUCAGAUCCAUCAAAUCCAUCAGAUCAAUCAGAUCAAUCAGAUCCAUCAAAUCCAUCAGAUCAAUCAGAUCAAUCAGAUCCAUCAAAUCCAUCAGAUCAAUCAGAUCAAUCAGAUCCAUCAAAUCCAUCAGAUCAAUCAGAUCAAUCAGAUCCAUCAAAUCCAUCAGAUCAAUCAGAUCAAUCAGAUCCAUCAAAUCCAUCAGAUCAAUCAGAUCAAUCAGAUCCAUCAAAUCCAUCAGAUCAAUCAGAUCAAUCAGAUCCAUCAAAUCCAUCAGAUCAAUCAGAUCAAUCAGAUCCAUCAAAUCCAUCAGAUCAAUCAGAUCAAUCAGAUCCAUCAAAUCCAUCAGAUCAAUCAGAUCAAUCAGAUCCAUCAAAUCCAUCAGAUCAAUCAGAUCAAUCAGAUCAAUCAGAUCAAUCAGAUCAAUCAGAUCAAUCAGAUCAAUCAGAUCCAUCAUAUCAAUCAGAUCCAUCAUAUCAAUCAGAUCCAUCAGAUCAAUCAGAUCCAUCAGAUCCAUCAGAUCAAAUAGAUUAA